Xyrichtys novacula (pearly razorfish) is the source of this 3029-nucleotide messenger RNA. Lineage: Eukaryota; Metazoa; Chordata; Actinopteri; Labriformes; Labridae. The record is from the annotation of a GenBank genome assembly.
GGGGGCAGCAGCGAGCCCUUCAUACCAGAGGUGCCUCACUGUCGUCUCCACGCCCAGAGGAGACGUUUACUUCAAAUUUCCGCAUUUUUAAUUUGAUCGAUCAAUACAGACAUCUUUGUACACUCUGCCCCGAAGCAGUAGCACUCAUUAAAACCCCAGCAGCGACGAUGUCAGGGUUUCUCCUCAGAGCAAACUUCAGAAGGAGCAUAGUCCCUCAGAUUAGGAUGUUUUCUGAUCAGGUAAAGUGUUCUGGACUUCUGAGGAUGACUGUUAGCAUUAGCAUGUGCUAUCAAAGUAUCAACAGUUGAGGUCAGUCUGGUGGCGAACUUCUAAAGUCGUGCUUUUAUGUUCGUUUUGUUGAUAUCUCUUGUUGUUUAGCGAGACAUGUAACUUAAAUACUUAAGUUUAAUGCGUUUUUGUUUUACUGCAACUAUUGACACGUAGCCUGUGUGAUAGUUUUUAUCAGAUAAAACAAACAAGCUUGUUUAGACAGGUGGGGGUUUGGACUGGACCAUUAAUACUGUGAGCAGAUGCAUUUUUUCCCCCCCAAAAAGUGAAUAUAAUACAGAAUAGGGCUACAAAUGUGGUCAAAAAUAUGUAAGAACUCUUCACUGUUUGGUUUGAUUUUUUACAGAGACGGCAUACAAUAUAUGGGCACAAAUGUUUUUAAAAAAUGUAUAUGAUGACAUAAUUUAGUUGCAUUUUUUUGCAAUAUGUUACAGAUUUUUCAAUUAUUUUUUAACCGAGUCUAAAUCUGGGAACACCCUGUACUGCUAUGUAUUGUUUUUAUAUUGUAGUAACCUAAUGGAAAAAAAAAAUACAUAUGUAAAAGAAAAUCCUGCAGAUUAAUUCAGUGUAUUGAGCGUUUUUAAAGAAACUACAUAAUUUGACAAUACAUGAAUAAAGGUGGUAAAAUGUUUUGGAGCACUAACAAUAGAUAAAACAUGCAUUAAAUUAACUCUAGGUUUGUAAAUAAUGCCACUAGAUCAAAUAACUGUUUACCAAAGACUAUAUACAUGGGGUGCACUUAUCAGCCCCAACGCCAAACAGGGAUCCCUAAAAUCUUGUUUUUAAUUCAAUACAGAAGAAGAAAGCCAUAAAAAUGCACAUUAUAUUGUGCAGUAUGGUUCUUUUCUUCAUUUGUGAUAAUUACCAUUACAUCUGCUAAUUCCAGCUUGGACAUCUCGGCAAGGGAGCAGGCAAAGGUGGAGGUGGUGGUGGCUCUAUCAGAGAGGCAGGUGGUGCAUUCGGAAAGAGAGAAGUAGCAGAAGAGGAGAGGUACUUCAGGUGAGAGGCAUGCUGUGCUGGUUCCUGAUUGUGUAUCCCUUUGUUUUCUGCACUAGGUUUUCAACCAUGUUUCCCAUCACUUUGUUUUGACUUGCAGGCAAAAGGAGAAGGAGCAGAUGGAGGCUCUGAGGAAGCAUCAUGCAGAGGAGAUCGCGCAUCACAGAAAGGAGAUCGAGCGCCUACAGAAGGAGAUCGAGCGCCACCAGGGCAAAAUCAGAAAGCUGAAACAUGAUGACUAAAGCAGAGAAGCCUGUCAGCAUUUUCUCCUUUUGAGACUCAGGCUGUUUAAUUUGCUGAGAUUAUCAUCAUUAUCAUAAGGAUAUUAAUUGAUUCACUGCUGGUCAAGGCAGGUCCUGUAUGGCACGUCAUACUGACACCAUGAAUCCUAGUAUGGCAAACAAUAAAGUGCAUUUUUGAAUAAGAGUGUCCCUUAAGGCUAUUUAUUUGUUGUUGGCUUUGCCUUAAAUAUCUGAGGUUUGCACCACUGACUGUGUUUACACUCACAGGCCAGUUUCAACCUGCCAUGCCUCUUUACAGCCCUCUUUCCUACUUGUAACUGUACUAAGCUAUAACUACUGUCAAUAACAUCACAUGCUCACACUAGGAUAAAAAAAGGCUCUUAAGUGAGGCACCCCUGAUACUCAACAAUUUCCAUUUGUCAUAAUGCCAACUGUGAGGCAUUCACUGCAUUGAAACUGGUGUGAGAAAUGAACUUGACAGCAUAAGGUGGAGCUCAGUUGGGUGUGGUUGUUAAACAAAAACGCUUUGUCAGAGGAUAAGAAGACUGACUGGGACUCCUGAGGUCAAGGGUAAGAACCUUACCUUACCCAGGUCAAGGUGAAUUUUAAAGUCUAGCUUCUAGAAAGGACAGUGAAAUAGGAAAAAAAAACAGGAUUCUCCUGUGUCUCCACGUGGCUCAGAGGGUAAGAAGACUGACUGGGACUCCUGAGGAUGUGGUUAUGAACCUUACUAAACUUACUAGUAUUUUGUUUUGUUUCCUCUUUCAAUCUCUUCUCUAGACACUGGACUUUAAAAUUCAACUAGACCUGGAUCUGAUUUAAAUAUAGAAACACAGAGUCACAGUGUGUUUGUGUGUUUUUUUAAUUUAUAAACUUGUACCUGUACCAUAAAAUACAACAAAUAAAUCAUCAGAAUUUAAGUUUAUUUUGGGUUAAACUUGACCACAUUUAGAGCUCUCUGUCUCUCUGUUAAGGGCAUAGACUGUGAAGAGGAUGAUUGACAGCUAUCCAUGGUAGAAGCAGAGAAACUUCUCCCCACUUCUAAGGUGGAUAGCUGUCAAUCAUCUUCCUCACAGUCUACGUUCUCAACAGAGGGAGCAACACUGUCGUCCAGUGGAUGGGAGAGGCAGUGUUCUCCACACGUGAAUAUCCUCAACUUGUGUGUGUGCGCGUAUCUUGAAAACUGUGUGACUUUUGUCUCAAAGAUAAAUGCACGUGCCAGUUGAGCCACAAACAUAUUUUUCAACAAUUUACAAGCAGAAUUGAAGAUUUACAAAUGAUAAGUCAUGAUAGAUGCACACACACAAUUAAAAGAACAAAUGUGGAAAUCAUGGAAAGAUAUUUGUGGAUCUGAAAAUCACGUGGAAAUUGUGGAUAUGUAUUUGUGCAUAAUUUUGAGCCUAAUCUCUCCCCAUAUCUUUUCACUAACUGAUCAGUGACUGAUCAGACCAACCAAAGUUAGUCUGGUCUGUGUUAUUUAAAUAAAGUUCAUUCAAGUUUAGC